This is a messenger RNA of Dictyostelium discoideum AX4, 2160 nucleotides long. RefSeq lists its product as hypothetical. NCBI's taxonomy places the organism in Eukaryota, Evosea, Eumycetozoa, Dictyosteliales, Dictyosteliaceae. The coding region runs from base 1 to 2160 and encodes 719 amino acids. The record is from RefSeq and is a predicted model, not a curated record. The transcript is spliced from 4 exons.
AUGAGUAAUAAUAAUAGUAGUAAUAUUAAAAAGAAGCUUCAAGAUUCAGACACAGACAAUAGACAUUUAAAAAAGCUUGAAAAUUUAUCAAUAAAUAAUGAAAAUAGUAAUAUCAAUAAUACCAAUGAUGAAGUAACCAACACAACUCUAACUAUAAAUGGUUUAAACCAUCCAAUUAAAGAAAAUAAAAAUAGUAGUAAUAAUAAUAGUAAUAAUACCAACAACAACAACAACAGUAGCAACAACAAUAACAAUAAUAACAAUAACAAUAACAAUAAUAACAACAAUAAUAACAAUAUCAAAAAUAAUAAUAAUAAUAAUAAUAAUAAUAAUAAUAAUAAUAAUAAUAAUAAUAAUAAUAAUAAUAAUAAUAAUAAUAAUAAUAAUAAUAAUAAUAAUAAUAAUAAUAACAAUAAUAAUGAAAAUAAAAAUAAAAAUAAUAAUUGUAAAAUGAAUAAUGUUUAUUCAAAUACAAAUAAUGUUUCACCACCAGUUUUUUCAUUAAUUAAUCAAAGUUAUAUCAAUCCAACUCAAGUUUUUAUAGUUUGCUCAAAAUGGACAAGUUUCUUAAAUGAUAUAAAUAAAUCAUACACAAAAAACAUUCCAUCCGAUUUAGUAGCAUUAAAUAUUAAUACUACUUUGGAGGAUUCCCUAUAUCUUUUAUCAGAGAAUGGAGUAACUUCUAGCCCAGUAAUGGAGGAAGAUGACGAAGUUAGUUCAUCAGAUGAAGAUACAGAAAGUCAUGCUUUUUCUGAAGAUAGUGAUAGUGAGGAUAGUUUAAAUAGUAGCGGAGAAUAUUUUGAAAAUGGGAAUAACAAUAACAAUAAUAAUAAUAACAAUAACAAUAAUAAUAACGAUAGUUGCCCAACAGUUCAUGUGGUUAGCCCAGAUGAAUUAAGAAGUAUGAAAAAACAUGAAAACCAAAAUGAUUGUGAUAACUUAUUAAAUGAUAGUAUUUCAAAUAGUAUUAAUAGCAGCAACAACAACAACAACAACAACAACAACAACAACAACAACAACAACAACAACAACAACAACAACAACAACAACAACAACAACAACAACAACAAUACUGCAUCAAUGAAAAAGAGGAGUAAUUUUUAUAGGGGUAGACACAAUCGUCAUAGUAUUAAAGGAAGUAAAAAAAUAGUAACUCCUUAUCAUAAUUUUAAUCACUGUACAAAUGGUAAUCAUAGUGGUAAAGAUAGUUAUUUAAGAUCAAAUGGUUUAAAUAGUUCAUCAGAAAGUGUUGGUAGUAAUAAUAGUAAUGGUAGUAGUAAUAGUAAUCACAAUAAUAAAAAUAAUAAUUCUAAAAAUAUCAAUCAAUUUAAACAUAUUCAACAACAACAACAAAAUCACCAUCAACCACAACCACCUCCACAACAACAGCAUUUACCACAAAUUCCUGCAAAAAAGAGAUAUAAAUAUAGAGGAUUGGUUGGAGUAUUGGAUAUUUUAUCAUUUAUGUCUUAUUUAUUGCAUCGUAGAAAUAUUUUAGGUAUGAAUCCAGAUCAUAUGAAUAUAUUGAAACAAUCAUUAAAACAAGUUAUAAGCUUUUCAACAUUAAAUGACAUGAGAUCAGUAAAGGAUGAUAUGUCACUCUUACAGGCAUUGGAGGUAUUGGUCAGUAAAUCUCCCCCCUUUAAAAUUCAUCGUGUACCUGUUUUCAACUAUGAUAAUGAAUUGGUAGGAAUUUUAUCACAAACUGAUUUCCUUUACUUGGCUAGGGAAAAUUUACAUCAAUUAUCAACUAAUUCACAUAAAUCCAUCAAAGAUUUGAAAUUAAUGUUUCCUGUUGUUUCCUUUACAGCUGAUACUGUCACAAAGGAUGCUUUUCAAUUAUUAAGACCAAAUAGAAUUAAUGGUGUUGCAAUAGUUGAUGAAAAGACUGGUCGUUUAAUUCAUUGUUUAUCUUCUGACGAUUUAAAGAAUAUAACAAGUUUAAAAUUUGAUUUAUUAUUUAAACCAAUAAAAGAAUAUUUAGAUUCAUCUGGUGGUGUUAAAACACCAAUGACAAUAACAGAGAAUACAACAUUAGUUGAAGUUAUUAAAAUAAUGUGUGACCAUAAAGUUCAAAGAUUAUUUACAGUCGAUAAAGAUUUCAGACCAUUAACAGUCACAACCAUCUCCGAUGUUUUAUUAAUAUUACUUAAUUGUUAA